Messenger RNA from Pleuronectes platessa (European plaice), 4470 nucleotides. Its product is annotated as collagen alpha-1(XXIII) chain. The record is from RefSeq and is a predicted model, not a curated record. The transcript is spliced from 29 exons. Lineage: Eukaryota; Metazoa; Chordata; Actinopteri; Pleuronectiformes; Pleuronectidae. The coding region runs from base 1 to 1608 and encodes 535 amino acids.
AUGGAUACAGCCAGCGAGUCAGCCGGGGAGAGUAAGCCGGUGUGCCAGUGUGCCCCCAAGUCUGCGGUCCAGCGGUGGUUGCCCGGUUUGCCCGUCGCUCUCUGCCUGCUCAUGUCCCUGAGCUCCAUCACCGUGUGUCUCCUCAUGAGCCUCAAGACCUUCCAGCUGGAGGACCGCCUGCAGAUGGAGAUGGACAAGGCGUCCUUCUUCAGCCCGCCGCACAGGGCUUUUCUGAACGAGGACGGGACCCUGGUUCCAGAGCUGAGCGCCCCGAUAGGGAAGCUCGUGGAAGAGAAAGUGGUGGUGCUGAUGCCGAAAGUGCGAACAGCAAGGGAUGCUGCUCAAGAGUGCUCCUGUCCUCCAGGAACUCCAGGCAAGGCUGGACGGGAUGGAUACCCGGGUCCACUUGGCAUGGAUGGCAAACCAGGUUUACCGGGUCCUAAAGGAAGCCAGGGACCAGCCGGCCCCAAGGGAGAUAAGGGUGACCAGGGAGACAUUGGGCCAAGGAACUAUGGCACAUACGCAGGUCUGCACAGUAAUCAGAUUCUCACCGUCAAGGGUGACCAGGGCCAGGCAGGACCCGCUGGUCCUCCAGGUCCCCCAGGUCCUCCAGGUCCCAGAGGCCCCCCUGGGAACACAGGCAAAGACGGGCCCCGUGGCCCUGCUGGAGAACCGGGUUUUCCAGGUCGUGAUGGCGCUGAGGGACCACCGGGGUUGUCUGGAAAGCCGGGAGAGGCCGGUGAGCCCGGCUAUCAAGGGGCACAGGGUCCUCCAGGGAUGAAGGGCGAGCCAGGUGUAGCAGCAAAGGGAGAGAGAGGUAUGGAUGGACUCCCCGGAUUAAAGGGUGACAAAGGGGAGAUAGGAGAGCAAGGACCGGAGGGAGCCAUGGGUUAUCCUGGAGAAAAAGGCAGCACAGGUUCUUCAGACAUCAUUGACUUCAAUGGGAAGCUCCUAGAUGCUUUCCAGGGCCCGCCUGGACCCCCCGGACCCCAAGGCCCUUCAGGGGAAAAGGGUGACCUCGGGUUACCUGGUCUAGCGGGAGUUGAUGGGGAGGAGGGACCUAAAGGUGACACAGGACCCGCUGGCGAGAGGGGGGAGAUGGGGCUCUCUGGGCCUGCUGGUAUGGACGGACACAAAGGAGAGAAAGGCGACUGCAGAAUGGACGACAACCUGAUUCAGAUGAUAUCCCAACCAGGCCCACCUGGUCCACCUGGCCCUCCCGGGUCCUCUGGAUCCAUGGGGCUGCACGGGAUGCCUGGUCCUAAGGGUGAGCCUGGAGCUGGUAUGACAGGAGAGAAGGGAGACAUUGGUUCACCUGGACCCAGGGGACCAGAUGGCCUCCAGGGACUCUCUGGAUCUGCAGGGUUAGUGGGUCUUCCAGGUGCCAAGGGAGAAAAAGGCAGAACAGGGGAGCCUGGACUUGAUGGUUUCCCAGGUAUGACGGGAGACAAGGGUGACCGAGGUGAAAGAGGAGAGAAGGGCGACAGGGGGACAGUAGGGAAGAGAGGUCUAAAGGGACAGAAGGGGGAGCAGGGUCCUCCGGGCUUGGACCAGCCUUGUCCUGUGGGACAAGAUGGGAUGCCAAUACCAGGCUGCUGGCACAAGUGAUGACUAACCAGCAGCACUGAAUCUGUACAUAUUGAUCUGGUAUAUAUUGCAACUGAAUACUACAACAAACAACCCACUCCUUUCCCCCACUUUUUUUAUAAGAACUUUUAUAUAAUAUAUUGAGAUUUUUUUUUUAAAACAUGGACCUUUUUGAGUCCAAAGUAUUAUGAAAACAUUUUUUUUUUUUAAAGUAGAGAUCCAGUGUGGUUGAGAAUGCAGCGGUGCUUUUGAAGACGAGGAGCUGAACUGGCAGUGGGACUCUUACUUUGAAGGACAGUCCAGCUGACCAUGUUGGAGAGAAGAGUGCCUUACUAACACAGUCUGCCUUGCUGCCUGAUAGUAAACGUUGCUUGGGAAUGACGGCGUGUGCACUCGCCCCCGGUGGCGAGGACGGAUGGACAGAUCUCUCGGCAGAUGGGGGAGUGUGGGGUCAGUACUCUCUUCUGCUCUCUCUCUUCUCUGAAAGGAGGACAUGUCGAGGCAGAAGCUCAAACGCAAGCGUCUCUCUCAGCCCUAAAGGGGGUGCGGGGCCUGGUGGAGAAAGGACACAUUGACAGGCAGAGAGCACGAGGGGCAGAUCGGCCUUUACGCAGCAGCGGAGCCACGCAAGGCCUCCGCGUCACACCGAACACUCAGACCCCCCCGUUCUGGAAACCCCUUCAGGAGGGGGGGGCGACAGAGGACACUGCGAUUUCCACAUCCACUUGGGAGGAGAAGACGCACACUGACUGAUGAUGUGACGCGAUAGCUUGAUUACCAGUUUGUUUGGUGGGGGGGGGAUGUCACUGGCACAUAAGAGAGGAGUUUACUGCACAGAUACAUUGGACACGUGGAGGUGAUCUCCUGUAUGGCUCUUUUGUAAAGCUUUUUGCAUGAUCAUAAUCCUGAGAGCUUGUAUGAUGUGUGGCCCCAGGUGAAGGUAGAUUCAUUUUCAUUUGCAACAAGCAGUCUUUAACAGUCUUUCCAUUUGAACAAGCCACUCAGAGGGGUCGGUAGGUCAACCUUUUUUUUUUAUGGCUUACACUUAACAGCAGUGGUGACUCGCGUGUUGUUUUGUUUUAUUCCGUUAGACUCUUGUCUGAUUUUGUCCAGUUACAUUUCAUUCCUGUGCACUGGCAUGUUUGCGGAAUAAAUAAAUGAGUGAAGCUUCAAGACCGGGUUUGAAGGAACCAGUCACAGUAUUCAUGUUAUUUCAGUGUUUCAACCAGGGAGCCAAUCAGCUCCAACAUUAGCCUGUUUCUGUUUUAGCUGCCUGAACAAACGGUUUGCUGAUCAGAUUCUUUUCUUAAUGAUUUCCAGCGUGACUGAUCAUUAUAUUUUAACCAUUGAUGAGGACAUGUUUAAUUACUGUUGCCAGUUUUAUUGUUGUUACUUCUUGCUGCUGACUUAAAUGUGUGCGUUUUUUCUGUUUGAUAUUUUUUUUUUGGAACCAAUAUUAGUCAUUUGAACUGAAGGACUAACAGACUUUAAGUUUGGAAUUUGAAACGGAUGUAUACAACAGCCCUAGUUUUUUAUGGUAAAUAUUCAUUUUUAAUCAGCAAUAGACAGUUUUAAACUUUGAAAAGCCUUUUCUCAGCUGGAAUCAUUUCUUUGUGUUGUUAAAAACUCUGCUUACAUGUACAAUCUAGGGUUGUCAAGGUCACACACAUGUACACAGACACGCAUCAUUUUUCAAAUAACCUGUGUAAGACUGCAUUAACAAUUUUUUUUAUAUUUUGGCUGCAUGUAUACAGGACAGAGAUUACAUGAAAUCAUUAUUUGGUUCUGUUUACAUGUGUAGAAAUACAUUGAGUUUCAUGGUAAAUUGUAUUUUCUUAGCGGUCAUAUAUUAAAACUGCAUUGGUAUUAGCUGCACUUUUUGAUACAUUAUGAAUAAUAUCAAGCAAUCCUCUUUUUUUUUUAAGGCAGGAUACGUGUUCAGGUUAAUCACUAGUCUUACCGACUGGUUAGUAAGGAGAAGAACACAAAUGCAUCGGUGAUGUUUGAAUAAAUGAAAAUGGAACUAGUCCAACAAGGUCAAUUUGUUAAAAGGGUAAUUUAGUAGAAGGGUGACUGGUUCAGGGCUGAAUCCAGUAGAGACAGUACAUUGGUAAUCUUGGUCAAUAGAAAUAUUGAAUAGCGGAAGUGUAAGCUGGCUCUUCCCUAAAAUUAUGAUGUUCAACAUCUGUGAUUAGCUUUAUUUUUCCAAACAUCCUUUUUACGUUAUAACUGCUCAGUGCCAAAGUUGCAUUACUGACAUCACACAUAACAAGUUCCAUAUCGGUGGGAUAAACUCAAUGUUUUAUGUUUUUUUUUUACUUCAGAAAUGUUUUGUGAGAAAGAUCUGUGCAUCAUAUAUUAAACGUAUACAAUGCACUGAUUGGUGAGAGGUAUUCUAGGGAUGUUUCCCCUGAAACAAAGAUCUGUAAAUGAGGUGUAUUACCAUUAAGCUAUCACAGAAUAGCCGACACACAAACUUCAUUUGAGUAACUUUUUGAAUGAGAUUCUUUGUUUUUAUUGAAAGGUUUAACUGCAAAUUGUGCAGGUCUUGGCAUUAUUUUACUGGAAGCCGAUGGUUAUCUGUCACUUAUCUUUUUAUUUCUUUUGCAGAUUCUAUCAGUUGCAGGUUCUAGGCUUAAUGACGUCAAUAGAUGCCAAAAAUAUCUAACUUUACAGUUUGGUGUUUUAGCAAAUCAUAUAUUACAGUAUUAGCUUGACUUUUCGAGAAUGUUUUUUUUUGGUUGUGUAUUUGGUUGUAAAAGAAUUAAGCUAUUUUUGUAAUUACUUGUCUAAAUAUGUAUAACUUGAGAACUGGUUAACUAAACAUGUAGAAUGAAAUAAACUGGUUUUAUGGUUUCUUGUCCAUUAAAUCAUAAAUAAUCA